Molecule: messenger RNA, 1875 nt
Organism: Carassius auratus (goldfish)
Lineage: Eukaryota; Metazoa; Chordata; Actinopteri; Cypriniformes; Cyprinidae
Product: chloride intracellular channel protein 2-like
Exons: 6
Coding region: 151-870 (239 amino acids)
Source: RefSeq, a predicted model, not a curated record
GAGGGAGACAACAAACAGCAAGAGUCUGACUAACUUUCACACAUCACAGCUGCUUACCAAUCUUUUGGGGCAUCUUCAGCUCUCUGGUAAUUUGUGGAAUACUUUUCAAGGAGGUCCCGACUAACUAAAGUCGUUUUCCUGCUGAAGAAAAUGGCACUCAGACAAGACUCAGAUAAAGAACCACGAAUUGAGCUCUUCAUAAAGGCCGGUCAUGAUGGAGAGAAUGUGGGGAACUGUCCCUUCUGUCAGAGACUCUUCAUGGUUCUUUGGCUGAAAGGAGUCAGGUUCACGGUAACCACUGUUGACAUGAGGAAGAAGCCAGAAGAGCUAAAAGACUUAGCUCCAGGCACCAACCCUCCUUUCCUCUUGUACAAUGGCACACUGAAGACCGACUUCAUUAAGAUCGAAGAGUUCCUGGAGACCACCCUCGCCCCUCCCCGCUAUCCUCAUCUCAGCCCCCGCUACAAAGAGUCUUUUGAUGUCGGUGCUGACAUUUUUGCCAAGUUCUCCGCUUUCAUUAAGAACAGCCCAAACAAUGCUUUCCACGAAAAAGCCUUAUUGAGAGAGUUUAAGCGCCUGGAUGACUAUCUGAAUACUCCGCUUCAGGAUGAGCUGGAUCGAAACGUCAUCGUAUCCGAAAGAAAGUUCCUUGAUGGCAGCCACUUGACACUGGCAGACUGCAAUUUGUUACCAAAGCUGCACGUCAUCAAGGUUGCUGCCAAAAAGUACUGUAGUUUCGAGAUUCCUCCUCAGUUCAUGGGAGUGUGGCGUUACCUGCAGAAUGCGUACGAGAGAGAAGAGUUCAGCCAGACCUGUCCAGCUGACAUUGAAAUCGAGAAAGCCUAUCUGAGUGUGGUCAUGAGGAACUGAACUUCAGAUUAACGAAGCAAUAUUGUGAUCAACUGUUGAAAUAGUGUAAAUACAAGUGCAUAGCCAUCUACAUAGUUGUAGUUCACAGGUGUGGAAAUCUUUUACAGCUGAAGCCAAAAACACACCACACACAGUCUGCUAAUGUACUUUCAUUGUGCUUGUGAUCUCAAAGCCCUUCUGAGUGACUGCUACUGUCAAAGAGGCUUUAUUCUGGUCGUUUUAGAGGUUAGGAUCCUUUGCAGAUGAUCUUGAGCGCAACAGUCAACAGAAUUGUGCUUUUAACUGCAAUAUCAUAUGUAAUGUUUCUGUGCAUAUUUGUGUAUGUAUUUUACAUUCAUUAGGGUGUAUUCGGUUAUAUGUAAUGUAUAGCUGAAAGGGUGUUUUUAAACAUCCGUAAGAAUAAGCUGAAAACACUGUAGAGGUAGAAGUUUGGAGUCAGUGAGUAAUGUGGCAGUAAUGGUUGUUUUGUAUUAAGGGUUAUUGUGAUGGAUGUAUGAGUCACAUAGACUCCAUUGUUAGACGUUAGGAUUGUUUAAGAAAGAGAUUAAACUGCUUUCUUUAGGUUUCACUUAAAAAUGAAAUUAAUAAUAUACACAUCACACAUUUGUCUUUCUCUUUUAAUGUGAUCGUGAAGCAUAUCCAGAGCUUUGAUGAAAGAUUUGUUUAAAAACAUAAAUCUUACAACUGAUCUGUUUAACCCAGAGUAUCUUUUUAUUUUACAGUUGCAGUUCUAGGUCAGUUUUCAUUCAUGAUAAAAAAUACAUUCAUUCAAAUUACUGUAUAUAAAACAAUAUUCACAAUGUCAAACAGCGGCUGGGUGGACUUUCUUUAUGGGGAAAAACAAAAGCAUACAUUUUAGAUGUUUGUACAUAAGGUGUGUUGGUCCUCUGUCCAUCUGAGCAGAUUAAAUCCUAGUUUGUAACACAGUAUUUCCAAAAACAGGCUGUAAAAGGAAGGACCAAAAGUUUAUUUUGUAAUGCAAUAUAAUAAAAUAAAUAAAAAGCC